AUGACAUGUGCCCUCGCUCGCUCGGAAAAGCGGUGACGAAGUGACGACACCCAAAGGCACAGGAGUAUAGAGGCAGAGAGAAGGGAUUGGACACUGCCCGGUAGAACCUUUCACACGCCACGUCCAUUCGAGGAUUGUGCCACGGGGGUCUCUCGCCGAGAGAUCGUGUCCUGGAAUCGAAUCGGCAGCAAAGCGGCAGUUUGGACCCAAAGCCCGCGUUCUUAGAGCCAGCCUCGGGGACCGUGGGAGCGAGGACCGCAGCAGGGGCAGAGAGCCACUGACAGCAGCAGCAUCGCCAUGGGGUGCGUUGCUUCUUCGGAGGGAGAGGAACCGAAAUCACCGCCGGCGACACUGGCGGAGAGGAAAGCCAAAGCGCGGACCAAGAGGAAGGAGGGCAGCCUCGUUCACAACCUGGUUCACGAGGAGUUUGGUCGCGACAUCCAGGAGUUCUAUGACAUCGAAGGCGAAGUUCUCGGGGAGGGGAUACAAGGCGUCGUGCGAACGGUCGUGAACAAGAAAACGGGGGCCAAGUUCGCCAUGAAGACCGUGCCCUUGGGCGCGGGUAAGAACUCUCUGGCGAUGGACCAGCUCCGCAGCGAGCUGGAUCUCAUACGCAGGCUGGACCACCCAAACAUCGUCAGACUGCAGGAAGUCUUCGAGACGGAAGAUUCGCUCUUUCUCGUCAUGGACUUGUGCACGGGCGGGGACAUGAUGACGAGGUGGCAGCGAAAUAGGAGGCUGCGCUACUCGGAAGAGGAGGCGGCGCUGACGGUGAAGAAGAUCGUGAACGCUGUGCGGUAUUGCCACAAGCGAUGCGUGGUGCACAGAGACCUCAAGCUGGAGAACUUGUUGUGGGAGCAUCCGGGAGAAGACGCCGAGCCGCAGCUCGUGGACUUCGGUCUCGGGGUAAAGUUCUCCAAAGAGGACGAGACCUUCCACCAGGACGUGGGCAGCCUGUACUACGUCGCCCCCGAGGUGCUGGGCAGGAACUAUACCAAGGCUUGCGACUGCUGGAGCAUCGGGGUGAUCGCUUACAUGCUCUUGGCGGGCGCGCCGCCGUUCAUGGCUCCGUCCGAUGAGGGCGUUAAGAUCAAGAUCAAGUGGGCAAGGGUAUCGUUUCCGAAGGAGGUCUGGGACAAAAUCUCGGACGAUGCCAAGGAUUUCAUCAAGAGAAUGCUAGUGAAGUCCCCGGCCAAGCGGAUGUCCGCGGACGAGGCCUGCGCACAUCCCUGGAUGACAAAGCCGCGAAACAAGCAAAAUGGCGUAGAACCCGUCGCUCAGGCUGAGGCGAUGUCGGAGCGGCAGGAGGAAGGAGGGGGCGGGGAAGGAGCGGCGGCGGUAGCGUCGGUGACACCCUCGACGACGGAGUCGUCAGCGGCGCUAGACCCGGAGCUUGUUCGGCGGCUCAGAAACUUCGCGGACUACGGGAAGCUGAAGCGCGUGGCGCUCGGGGUAAUCGCGCAUUCCCUCACUCCGGCAGAAAUCCGGACGCUUCGCACCGAGUUCCAGAACGUGGACGUGGAGGGCCGCGGGGAAAUUAGCCCGAUGGACCUGAAGAACGCGCUCAACAAGUCCGAUAACUACACGGACGAGGAGGUCGAGAGGUUGUUUGAACAGAUUGACCUGGAUCAGGAUGGCACGAUAGGUUUCACAGAGUUCGUCGCGGCGUGUUUGCACGAGGGACACGUCAGGGACGAGAACCUCCGGCUGGCGUUCGACCGUCUCGACUACGACGACACGGGCAAGCUCACCCUGGAUAACCUUCUCGAGGUGAUCGGCCACAAGUCCAACGAGCGGACCAUUGACAAAGAGAUCACUGACGCAGAGGUGUUCGACGCGCUGGUAGGGGAAGAAGGGAAGGGCGUCAGCUACGACUUGUUUAAGAAGGCGAUGAUCAAGAACUUCGCAUCCACGGACUUCAACAGCCCGAGCGUGUUCUCCACGCUGGUUCGUGCUGCCUCGAAGCUGAGCAUUGAAGAAGUGGCGAGGGUCACCGGUGGAUCAACGGAGGAUGCUGAUACCAUCGUCUCGGGAUCUCAGGCCACCUUGCACGGUCGGAACAGCACAGACGCGCUCAACACCAUGGACCAGCAAUCGGAGGAGGCAAAACAUCGGCAGCGCUCGGUCGAUUCCGUCACCUCGACGGAGGGAGAUGGGGCGCAGUACUUUUGAUUUUUGCCCCUCGCUCGCGCGGCGUGCUCGUGGCGUUGGUCACGUGCUUCUCUUCAUGGAGACUACUGCCGUGGCCACCGCCUCGGGUAUGUCGUAUUUUUUCACGGGUUUCUUUUUGGUUUCAUUUUGGACUUUUGGCUCCAAGGAUGAGACCCUUAAGAGCGUGUCGUUUCGUUUCGUUUCCCCGACCGUUACGUCGGCUGUGCUGUGCAAGUAUUGGAUCGGAUUGGGUACUGCUUAGCUUGUCUUCAAAACUUGUUUGGUUGUUUGGUUGUUCGUCGAGGGAGAACUCAUGGUUGGAAACAUGGAAUCAUAAGGGCUCCGGGCGGAACCUGCCUUAUUUAGGGCCAUGCCCCGCAAACCUGGUAUGUGCUGCAUGACGACAAGUGUACUCACCGGCGCCACGAGCACCUUUCAAGAACGCGGUACGGCGCUGUUACGCGUUUGGCGUUACACAGCAGCGCUGGGUGGGGUUGGUCGCAUCAAGUCGGCCUUCCUUCCAUGCAGCAGCGCGUCGAACGCUAUGUGGUCGUGGCUGCCCGCCCCGCGCGGCUCCGCGCAGGGCUUGCGGUCCCUCGUUAUUGUUAAGGGGGGACUUUUGCGAAGCGCAGUCCAAUCCGGCAAGAAAUAGCCAGAAAAUACGCGCCCAGGUUUCCGAACCGCCGUAUGUGGAAGCAAUGAGGGACGGCAGCCUCAUGUUGCCUUGCUACUCUGUGCUUGACGCAGGCGGGCGGUGCGGGUGGCUUCAAAGUAGUGCCCACUGUUGUAAGAAAGCUGUAGGAUAGGAUUGGAGUCUUUUUUUGGAACCCCUUGUACAUUCGUUGGAAGCCAAGAACUGGCAUCAACAAGCUGCAAAAGCCCUGUGGCAGCAACAGGUUUAUUGGAGCGUUGCCCUGUGUUCUGUAUGUACUACCCGCGAGGUUUACGGAUGUGGCAAGCGUUCUAUAGCAAGCGAUUACGUGUUCCACCUUGGAUUGCGGGGUGGAGCAGUGUUGGUGAACUCGUUCUAUGUAAGCGGAGAGGAGCGUAAGAUCUAGGAUUGCAGGUUGCUUUCGAUGCAACUGUUGUGGCGCACCGCAUGUGACUAUCUGGUGUUUGGUGCGAUGAAGACACAGCCGAUCGAGUGUACUAUUUCCCAACGUUGACGGACGUGGUUACUGUGUGCGUUUGUUUUGAGAAGUCGCUUGUAUCGUAUAGGAUGGCAGCCGCGUAUUUUGUGUACAUAAUACUUCGUAUGGGGUCAUCCUGCAAUCGAGAACUCUGUGGUUGGCUUACGGUGCUGUGCAGACAUCCUUCCUCUCUUGGUCCUUCCUUGUUGCUCACGGGCGGAGCAAUCAGGAUUUUGUGCCCGUGUCAAAGUAGCGAUGUGGCGAGACAUCAGAUAUCGUUGGCAUCAUCAACAGGAGGAUUGAGAGCCAGGCUCGAUCUGUAAACAACCGUUGGUACUGCCCACUCCGUGUUUGGCCCCCUUGUUUUUGUUUCAGGGCUGGUUUGUCGAGAUCCAUUUCCAGAUGUGCCGCGUUUGUUAUCUUCACAUUGAACGUCCCGAUCUC
Ectocarpus sp. CCAP 1310/34 is the source of this 3725-nucleotide messenger RNA. NCBI's taxonomy places the organism in Eukaryota, Phaeophyceae, Ectocarpales, Ectocarpaceae. The record is from the annotation of a GenBank genome assembly.